Molecule: messenger RNA, 3309 nt
Organism: Psammomys obesus (fat sand rat)
Lineage: Eukaryota; Metazoa; Chordata; Mammalia; Rodentia; Muridae
Gene: Pik3cg
Product: phosphatidylinositol-4,5-bisphosphate 3-kinase catalytic subunit gamma
Exons: 10
Coding region: 1-3309 (1102 amino acids)
Biological process (GO): phosphatidylinositol 3-kinase/protein kinase B signal transduction; phosphatidylinositol-mediated signaling; phosphatidylinositol-3-phosphate biosynthetic process
Cellular component (GO): phosphatidylinositol 3-kinase complex, class IB; cytoplasm; plasma membrane
Molecular function (GO): 1-phosphatidylinositol-4-phosphate 3-kinase activity; 1-phosphatidylinositol-3-kinase activity
Source: RefSeq, a predicted model, not a curated record
AUGGAGCUGGAGAGCUAUGAGCAACCCGUGGUUUUGAGAGAGGACAACCUUCGCCGGCGCCGGAGGAUGAAGCCGCGCAGCGCGGCGGGCAGCCUGUCUUCCAUGGAGCUCAUCCCCAUCGAGUUUGUCCUGCCCACCAGCCAGCGCAUCAGCAAGACGCCAGAAACUGCGCUGCUGCACGUGGCCGGCCAUGGCAACGUGGAGCAGAUGAAAGCUCAGGUGUGGCUGCGCGCGCUGGAGACCAGCGUGGCCGCCGAGUUCUACCACCGCCUAGGCCCGGACCACUUCCUCCUGCUCUACCAGAAGAAGGGACAGUGGUAUGAGAUCUACGACAGGUAUCAGGUGGUGCAGACCCUAGACUGCCUGCACUACUGGAAGAUGAUGCACAAGAGCCCCGGCCAGAUCCACGUGGUACAGCGACACGCCCCUUCCGAGGAGACCCUUGCUUUCCAGAAGCAGCUCACCUCCCUGAUCGGCUACGACGUCACCGACGUCAGCAACGUUCACGACGACGAGCUGGAGUUCACUCGCCGCCGCCUGGUCACGCCCCGCAUGGCCGAGGUGGCUGGCCGGGAUGCCAAACUCUAUGCCAUGCACCCUUGGGUGACGUCCAAACCUCUCCCUGACUACCUGUCAAAAAAGAUCGCCAACAACUGCAUCUUCAUCGUCAUCCACCGCGGUACCACCAGUCAAACCGUCAAGGUUUCGGCAGAUGAUACUCCGGGGACCAUUCUCCAGAGCUUCUUCACCAAGAUGGCCAAGAAGAAGUCCCUAAUGAAUAUCCCAGAGAGUCAGGGAGAGCAGGACUUUGUGCUGCGGGUCUGCGGCCGCGACGAGUACCUGGUGGGCGAAACGCCCCUCAAAAACUUCCAGUGGGUGAGGCAGUGCCUCAAGAACGGAGAUGAGAUCCACCUGGUGCUCGACACGCCUCCAGACCCAGCCCUGGACGAGGUGAGGAGGGAAGAGUGGCCGCUGGUGGACGACUGCACUGGCGUCACCGGCUACCACGAGCAGCUGACCAUCCACGGCAAGGACCACGAGAGCGUGUUCACGGUGUCGCUGUGGGACUGCGACCGGAAGUUCAGGGUCAAGAUCAGAGGCAUCGAUAUCCCUGUCCUGCCUCGGAACACCGACCUCACUGUUUUCGUGGAAGCAAACAUCCAGCAUGGCCAGCAAGUCCUUUGUCAGCGGAGAACCAGCCCGAAGCCCUUCACGGAAGAAGUACUCUGGAAUGUGUGGCUGGAGUUCGGCAUCAAAAUCAAAGACUUGCCUAGAGGGGCCCUACUGAACCUCCAGAUCUACUGCUGCAAAACUCCAGCCCUGUCCAACAAGGCUUCCGCCGAGUCGCCAGGCUCCGAGUCCAAGGGCAAAGCCCAGCUUCUCUAUUACGUGAACCUGCUGUUAAUAGACCACCGGUUCCUCCUCCGCCACGGGGACUAUGUGCUCCACAUGUGGCAGAUAUCCGGGAAGGCAGAAGAGCAGGGCAGCUUCAACGCCGACAAGCUCACAUCUGCAACCAAUCCUGACAAGGAGAACUCCAUGUCCAUCUCCAUCCUGCUGGACAACUACUGUCACCCCAUAGCCCUGCCUAAGCAUCAGCCCACCCCUGACCCAGAAGGAGACAGGGUUCGAGCGGAAAUGCCCAAUCAGCUUCGAAAGCAAUUGGAGGCGAUCAUAGCCACGGACCCACUUAACCCUCUCACGGCAGAGGACAAAGAAUUGCUCUGGCAUUUUAGAUAUGAAAGCCUGAAGCAUCCGAAGGCAUACCCUAAGCUGUUCAGCUCGGUGAAAUGGGGACAGCAAGAAAUUGUUGCCAAAAUGUACCAGCUGUUAGCCAGAAGGGAGAUCUGGGAUCAAAGUGCUUUGGAUGUUGGUUUAACCAUGCAGCUCCUGGACUGCAAUUUUUCAGAUGAAAACGUGAGAGCCAUUGCAGUUCAGAAACUGGAGAGCUUGGAGGACGACGACGUUCUACAUUACCUACUCCAGCUGGUGCAGGCUGUGAAAUUCGAACCAUACCAUGACAGUGCGCUGGCCAGAUUCCUACUGAAGCGUGCCUUGAGAAACAAAAGGAUUGGCCACUUCUUGUUCUGGUUCUUGCGGAGUGAGAUAGCCCAGUCCCGACACUAUCAGCAGAGGUUCGCGGUGAUCUUGGAAGCGUACCUGCGGGGCUGCGGCACAGCCAUGUUGCAGGACUUCACGAAGCAGGUCCAAGUGAUCGAGAUGUUCCAAAAAGUCACCAUUGAUAUUAAGUCGCUCUCUGCGGAGAAGUAUGACGUCAGUUCCCAAGUCGUUUCACAGCUUAAGCAAAAGCUUGAAAACCUGCAGAAUUCCAAUCUCCCCAAGAGCUUUAGAGUUCCCUAUGAUCCUGGACUGAAAGCAGGUACCUUGGUGAUCGAAAAGUGUAAAGUGAUGGCCUCCAAGAAGAAGCCGCUGUGGCUUGAGUUCAAGUGUGCCGACCCUACAGUCCUAUCUAAUGAGACCAUUGGGAUCAUCUUUAAACACGGCGAUGAUCUGCGCCAAGACAUGCUGAUCUUACAGAUUCUACGCAUCAUGGAGUCCAUUUGGGAGACAGAAUCUCUGGACCUGUGCCUCCUGCCAUAUGGGUGCAUCUCAACUGGUGACAAAAUAGGAAUGAUCGAGAUUGUGAAGGACGCCACAACGAUCGCUCAGAUUCAGCAAAGCACAGUGGGUAACACCGGGGCGUUCAAGGAUGAAGUCCUGAAUCACUGGCUCAAGGAAAAAUGCCCUAUUGAAGAAAAAUUUCAGGCGGCAGUGGAGAGGUUUGUCUACUCCUGUGCAGGCUACUGUGUGGCCACAUUCGUUCUUGGAAUAGGUGACAGGCACAACGACAACAUUAUGAUCUCAGAGACAGGAAAUCUAUUUCAUAUAGACUUUGGACACAUUCUUGGGAAUUACAAGAGCUUCCUGGGCAUUAAUAAAGAGAGAGUGCCAUUUGUCCUAACCCCAGACUUCUUGUUUGUGAUGGGAACUUCUGGGAAAAAGUCAAGCCCACACUUCCAGAAAUUUCAGGAUGUCUGUGUCAAGGCUUAUCUAGCUCUGCGCCACCACACAAACCUGCUGAUCAUCCUGUUCUCCAUGAUGCUGAUGACAGGAAUGCCCCAGCUGACUAGCAAAGAAGACAUUGAGUAUAUCCGGGAUGCCCUCACAGUGGGGAAGAACGAGGAGGAUGCUAAGAAGUAUUUCCUUGAUCAGAUUGAAGUCUGCAGAGACAAAGGAUGGACCGUGCAGUUUAACUGGUUCCUACAUCUUGUUCUUGGCAUCAAACAGGGAGAGAAACACUCCGCUUAA